Lepisosteus oculatus (spotted gar) is the source of this 3390-nucleotide messenger RNA. Lineage: Eukaryota; Metazoa; Chordata; Actinopteri; Semionotiformes; Lepisosteidae. The record is from RefSeq and is a predicted model, not a curated record.
AUGCCCGAGAUACUGUCCGAUGAACUGACCCGCUGCCCGAGGCACGGACCUGCUGCCCGAGGACGGGUCCCGCGAUCACUGAGAGAGCUGCGCCCCCCUAUCCCGCACAGGAAGCCCCCCAACACGCAGAGCCACCUCUCUCCCUACCCCCAGAGCAUCCGGAUCAACGGUUCCCGCUGCGGGCGUAGGCCUGUGUCCGAGGAGCGGCGGAGGGCGGGACUGCUGCACCCUGCUGAAGAGGAAGACUACGACGAUGAUGCUGACGGUGGCGAGGAAGAGGAGACUCUGAGGGGCCCCGAGAGCCGUCUAGCGGGCAGCGAGCCCCUCCAGGUCCCCGGUUCGAGGCGGGGGGCAGCCAGGGGGCUGGUCUCGAGAGACUCGAGGGCUCAGACGGGGCGUCCCGGGUGCGAGGAGCCCACACAGACAGAGGCUUCGGCUGGGGUCACUGCCCGGAGGCGGAGUCCCGGGCCGCCCGGGGGGGCAGCUAUGGCUGACCCCAUCAUGGACCUGUUCGACGACCCCAGCCUGUUCAGCCUGGACCCGCUGCCCGAGGAGACGUUCGGCCAGGGCGGCGCCGACCCCAUCGAGGAGGCCCUGCAGCUGGCCCUGGACCAGAUCUCCCCUGGUCAGUACGUCAAUGUGGAGGAGUUCUUUGUGAAAUACAAGAACUACUCGUACCUGCACUGUGAGUGGGCCACCAUGGAGCAGCUGGAGAGGGACAAGCGGAUCCACCAGAAGCUCAAGAGGUUCAAGACCAAGAUGGCUCAGAUGCGGCACCUGUUCCAGGAGGACGAGGAGCCCUUCAACCCCGACUAUGUGGAGGUGGACAGGAUCCUGGACGAGUCCCACAGUGUGGACAAGGACAACGGAGAGCCGGUGGUGUACUACCUGGUGAAGUGGUGCUCUCUGCCCUAUGAAGACUCCACCUGGGAGCUGAAGGAGGAUGUGGAUGAGGGAAAGGUCCUGGAGUUCAAGAAGAUACAGAGCAGACAGUCCUGCCUCAAGAGAGUGCCUCGUCCACCAGCCAGCGCCUGGAAAAAGCUGGAUCUUUCCCGGGAAUACAAGAACGGGAAUACUCUCCGGGAAUACCAGCUGGAGGGAGUGAACUGGCUGCUCUUCAACUGGUACAACAGGUCAGUGUCCGCCUGCUGUACGAUCUCUCCUCCCUUCCUGUCUGGACACCUGAUCCCGGGGGCCUACAAGUUCGACGCCCUGAUCACCACGUUCGAGAUGGUGCUGUCCGACUGCCCCGAGCUGCGGGAGAUCGCCUGGCGCUGCGUGGUCAUCGACGAGGCCCACCGCCUCAAGAACCGCAACUGCAAGCUGCUGGACAGCCUCAAGAUGCUGGACCUGGAGCACAAGGUCCUGCUGACAGGCACGCCCCUGCAGAACACCGUGGAGGAGCUGUUCAGCCUGCUGCACUUCCUGGAGCCCACGCAGUUCCCCUCGGAGACCGAGUUCCUCAAGGACUUCGGGGACCUCAAGACCGAGGAGCAGGUACGGAGCCCGAGAGGGGCUGGGGUGUACCUGUACGAGCGCAUCGACGGGCGCGUGCGCGGGAACCUGCGGCAGGCCGCCAUCGACCGCUUCAGCCGCCCGGACUCGGACCGCUUCGUCUUCCUGCUGUGCACGCGGGCGGGGGGGCUGGGCAUCAACCUGACGGCCGCCGACACCUGCAUCAUCUUCGACUCGGACUGGAACCCCCAGAACGACCUGCAGGCCCAGGCGCGGUGCCACCGCAUCGGCCAGUCCAAGGCGGUGAAGGUGUACCGGCUCAUCACGCGCAACUCCUACGAGAGGGAGAUGUUCGACAAGGCCAGCCUGAAGCUGGGGCUGGACAAGGCCGUGCUGCAGAGCAUGAGCGGCAAGGAGAGCAACGUCAACGGGAUCCAGCAGUUCUCGAAGAAGGAGAUCGAGGACCUGCUGCGGAAGGGGGCGUACGCGGCCAUCAUGGACGAGGGGGACGAGGGGAACAAGUUCUGCGAGGAGGACAUCGACCAGAUCCUGCAGCGCCGAGCCACCACCAUCACCAUCGAGAGCGAGGGCAAGGGCUCCACCUUCUCCAAGGUCAGAUGCCGCUCCUGUCCAGUGCUUUCAGGCGUGUGUCUGUAUGAACCCCUCUCUCUCAGUGCAGUGUUAAUGUACUGGAGUGUCCAGUCAGUCAGUGUGUCUGUAUGAACCCCUCUCUCUCAGAAUACCCUGGUGAUAGACACGCCUCGUGUCAGGAAGCAGACUCGACAGUUCAGCUCUCUGCGGGAGGACGACAUCGUGGAGUUCUCCGACCUGGACAGCGAGGAAGAGGAGCGCCCGCGGUCUCGGCGUUCCGACCGGCACCACGGCUACGGGCGCACGGACUGCUUCCGGGUCGAGAAGCACCUGCUGGUCUACGGGUGGGGGCGCUGGCGGGACAUCCUGUCCCACGCGCGGUUCAAGCGCCGGCUGUCGGAGCGCGACGUGGAGACCAUCUGCCGCGUGAUCCUGGUGUACUGCCUGCUGCACUACCGCGGCGACGAGAACAUCAAGAGCUUCAUCUGGGAGCUCAUCACGCCCCCGGAGAACGGGCGGACACGCGCCCUGCACAACCACUCCGGUCAGUCCGCCCCUCUGUCUCUCCCUCCCUCUCCGGUCAGUCUCUCUCCCUCUCCCUCUCCGUACCAGUUCAACAAGGUACUGUUGAGGGUGCGGAUGCUGUACUACCUCAGACAGGAGGUGAUUGGGGACCAGGCUGACAGGGUCCUGAGAGGGGCAGACGCCAGUGCCGUCCGCCCGUGUGUGUGUUUCAGGGCAGAGUUUGAGAAGGAGGGUGAGGACCCCGAGUUCAAGCCUGGCCUGACCAAGGAGCCGGAGGAGGAGAGCGACUCCCUCAUGAUGGACGAGGAGAUCUGCGUGGUGGACGGGGAGGAAGGCCAGGUGACCCAGACGGGGGCGUCCUACUGGCCGACCGGCUCGUCGCUCACGGCCCGGCUGCGGCGCCUGAUCACGGCCUACCAGCGCAGCUACCGCCGCGAGCAGCUCAAGAUGGAGGCGGCGGAGAAGGGCGACCGGCGGCGGCGGCGCUGCGAGGCCGCGUACAAGCUGAAGGAGAUCGCCCGGCGCGAGCGGCAGCAGAGGUGGACGCGGAGGGAGGAGUGCGACUUCUACCGCGUGGUGUCGACGUUCGGCGUGGAGGUGGCCCCGGGCGGCGGGGGGCUGGACUGGCGGCGGUUCCGCUCGUUCGCCCGGCUGGACAAGAAGACGGACGAGAGCCUGACCCGCUACUUCAGCAACUUCACCGCCAUGUGCCGCCGGGUCUGCCACCUGCCCGGAGAGGGUGAGAAGGGGCGGGGCGAGGCGAGGAUGAUGAUGAUGAUGAUGAUGAAGGAGUGUCAGUCUGACGUGCUGGCUGAGUGA